AUGUUUGUUUUGAAAUGGGAUGGGAAGGCCGGAGAAGACGAAACAUCAUUGCUAGUGAGGUCCCGGUGUAUUCUGUUGUCUUGGAGUAUCUGCUGCCCGUUGCCGUUCAUUUGCUGCUCUUCAGAGCAGAUCUGCGUUGCAUCCUACAGUCCAUUGGGACGCUGCUUUUGGUCUUCUUGCUUGGAUCAGAACUCACAUGCAAUAUGUGAUCUUGGGUUGGCAAUCACCAAGCAUUUACUUCGUAAUGAGGCACACUUUACGGAGUUAGUCACAUCAGUUCUGCUACCCCUAGUAUUGUACAAGCCACUCGAGAAGAAAGGUGAUGACUCCGGGGCCAACGAAGAGAAGUCAUGGUUGGCGGAUGACAAAGUCUUGACUUAUUUUGAAUCACUCAAGUUUGAAAACGCAGAAACAGUUCAUACUGACGUUGGCAAAGAUGAGAAGGGUUUAGAAGAUAGUGACAUAGAGGGGGCUGAAUUGCCUUUAGGGAAGAUGAUGAAAUGUCUGAAAUCUCAGAGAACGAAGAAAAAGAAAGUAGAGAGAAAACAUUCAACUGUUGAGGGAAAUAAUGCAAAAAAUGAUGUUGAUAUUUUGGGAACUUCAAGGAAAAUAAAAUUAGAUAAUCAGGAAAGAGCCACGAACUUGCAAUAUGCCAAGUUGAGCAAUGGUCACGAGCACUUUAUAACUGGAGAAACAGCUAAUCAAAAUGGCAAAAAGAAAUCUUCUGAAUCACGUAAAAAGAAAAAAAGAAAAACCAGUGGUGUAUUUUCUACACCAGUUCCAACAUGCAAGAGAUCGCCUUUUGGUAAGGACACUCGUAGGCAGUCUUGUUCGAGGAAUUCUGUUAAGGGCCUCGGCAAAGCUUCAAGAGCAAGUUCAAAUAGCAUUGGAACUUCUGAAAUCUCAGAGAAUGAAGAAAAAGAAAGUAGUGAGAAAACAUUCAACUGUUGA
Molecule: messenger RNA, 951 nt
Organism: Magnolia sinica
Lineage: Eukaryota; Viridiplantae; Streptophyta; Magnoliopsida; Magnoliales; Magnoliaceae
Product: sister chromatid cohesion protein PDS5 homolog A-like
Exons: 5
Coding region: 1-951 (316 amino acids)
Source: RefSeq, a predicted model, not a curated record